AUGGGUGACACCGACUACUCAGAAAUCUUCACGCCAUCUCAAACAGCUGGAGCGCGGAAGCCGAGAAGUGAAGCCGCCACUAUGUUCUAUCGUGUAUGCAAGGAUAUCUUUCAUGGUUACGAUCUACCAGAAGAUGUUCCGAGUCGAUUCGAAGUGAUCUACAACGCUUCCGAAUUACUUACCUCGAUUAGCAGAUUGAGUCAACUUCACGAAGAUUCAGCCAGUCCUUUAGUCAGAGUGCAGACGGCAGGAACAAGCACCCUAGAUUUGUUUAUUGAAUUAUUCCACUUGCUGUAUGCACCUUAUCGUGUGGUGCUUUCGCGAAGUCAGGAUCUGAGAUUCGCCAAAGCUUGUUAUAGUCUUGCGAGCCACACCAUAUUCGCCCUGUUGGACAUGUCUCUUAACGUACGACAAUUUCAAUUCCAAGUGACACCAGAUAUAGCGGAAGAAAUCGCAGUUCACAUCCUGUUCCUCAUGUGGUGCCUGGAUCUGGGCAUAAAGGAUCCGAUUUCGGAAGCUAUAAACGACGACCCAGUACGUAUCAGCGAGACGCGGCGAUAUCUCACAUGCUUGUUCCAAGUCUGGGUUCGAUGGACCUCUGCUGAGAACCAUGAACGUCCAACGAACUCGCACCAAGAGCUCUUGGACGAAAUAAUUCAACUCAAAUCCGGGAAUGGUCCAACUAGGGUACGCAAGAAAGAGAUCGAUAUAACAGAGUCGAAUCCGCGUUUUGGCCCGUCCGACGAUAUCAGAUACCAUGGCUCAAUUCAAGCUUCCAAGUCUAUGGCUGCCCAAAUGUUGUAUAGUCUUUUAGACUAUGUGGUACCUCCAGCUAUUCGCAAAUUUUCGGAGCCGUCCUCUCUCCAUUUUGGUUCUUUGAGCUCAUCGAUAAUCCAUGUCAUGCAUAUAAGAAACGGACUAUGCCAACGUGAAAUUCUCAGUGACAUCUACAGACAAGCAUUUGGCGACCAGUUGACGCAUUUUGUCCUUGCCGGCUGUUGCGUAAGGGACUCCCUACCGACCCUUUACACAGGGGACGAUUUAAUCCCCAUAUGGUGGUUUCCUAUUUUCAGUGCUCUGGCUAGGGGGUCUGUUGACGGUUGA
Messenger RNA from Exophiala bonariae, 1104 nucleotides. RefSeq lists its product as uncharacterized. Lineage: Eukaryota; Fungi; Ascomycota; Eurotiomycetes; Chaetothyriales; Herpotrichiellaceae. The transcript is spliced from 2 exons. The coding region runs from base 1 to 1104 and encodes 367 amino acids. The record is from RefSeq and is a predicted model, not a curated record.